AUGCAUAUCCUGGUACGACGCGAUGAGAUUCCCUCAGACCAACAACCACCCAGCCGCUGACAUUUGCGCACAGGUGACCAACGACGACGGGCCACCCUCCACCCAGUCGUCACCCUACAUCCUCCCCUUCGUCAACGCUCUGGAAGCAGCGGGCCACACCGUCUCCGUCAUCAUCCCGGACACCCAGCGAUCGUGGAUCGGAAAAGCGCACAUCGUAGGCCAAGAUGUGCGAACGACAUUCUACUGGCCGCCCAGCCAGACACCCGAAAUCCACCACGACGCCGUCUCCGAGCAGCCCGACAGCGGGAAACAGCCCUGGGUCCUCGUGAAUUCCACCCCGGCCGGCUGCGCCCAGCUCGGUCUCAGCCAUUUCUUCGCCGAUCGAGGGCCGCUCGACCUCGUGGUGUCGGGCCCCAAUUAUGGCCGCAAUACCACUGCCGUCUUCGCCUUGUCCUCGGGCACCCUGGGCGCCGCGUUGGAAGCGAGCGUGUGCGGUCACCGAGCCAUUGCCCUCUCCUUCGCCUUCUUCGACCGGAACCACGAUCCCGUCAUCAUCGCGGAGAGCUGCAAGCAGGCAAUCCGAGUGUGCGAAUAUCUCGCCAAAUCGGCCCCGUGGGACCCUGCACAGUUAUACUCGGUCAACGUUCCGGUCCAAAAGGGCGUGAUGGAGUCGAAAGUUCGCUGGACGAAGAUGCUUCAGAAUCAGUGGAAGAAGGGGGCUUGUUUCCAGGAGCUCCCGAAUUCGGCGGCGGUGGAUGAUCCCGCGACCGAGGAGGCAGAGUUGAGGAGACAGGAAUGUCGUGCUGGUGGUGGUGGUGGGGGUGGGGAAGAAGGUAGUGGGAAUGGUACGCCAGCGGAUCCGUGGAGGCCUAGGCAUUUCAAGUGGGCGCCGAGAUUCACGGAUGUCUAUGAGAGUGUGGAGAAGAAUGGGCCCGGGAGCGAUGGGUGGGCGGUGAAAGAAGGGGAGACAUCCAUCACGGCGUUGAAAGCGAAUUUCAUGCAUGCUGAGGGAUUUGAGGGUGAGGUGAAGCUUUGA
Molecule: messenger RNA, 1036 nt
Organism: Lecanosticta acicola
Lineage: Eukaryota; Fungi; Ascomycota; Dothideomycetes; Mycosphaerellales; Mycosphaerellaceae
Source: the annotation of a GenBank genome assembly